This is a messenger RNA of Spea bombifrons (plains spadefoot toad), 2074 nucleotides long. RefSeq names its product growth associated protein 43 (gene GAP43). Gene Ontology annotation, biological process: regulation of growth. Lineage: Eukaryota; Metazoa; Chordata; Amphibia; Anura; Pelobatidae. Bases 315 to 923 code for a protein of 202 amino acids. The transcript has 3 exons. The record is from RefSeq and is a predicted model, not a curated record. Gene Ontology annotation, molecular function: protein binding.
UGGGGAGGGGUAUGGAUGGGAGAGACAGAAGAGGCAGAGUAAUCACUGAAAGGCAGAGAGCAAGUCUGCGAAAGAUACAGGGAGAGACAGGGUGUGCGUGCGUGUGUACUGGGCAGAUGCUCAAGACCUUCCAGUUUUUGGCUCACCCCCCCCUGGUGCAUGUGUGCGAGAGUGUGACUGCGUGUGCAUGAGCGAGAGGAGAAGAAGAGGACAGAAAGAAGAAGAAGAGAGGGGGGAUAAAACGAAAGAGAGAGACGAGAAAAAAAGAAGGAAAAAAGCAGGAAGGAGAAGAGAGAACACACAAUAACCCAACCAUGCUGUGCUGUAUGAGAAGGACCAAGCAGGUUGAAAAGAAUGAAGAUGGAGAUCAAAAAAUUGAACAAGAUGCCAAUAAGCCAGAAGAUAAAGCUCACAAGGCAGCCACCAAAAUCCAGGCCAGCUUCCGUGGACAUAUAAUCAGGAAAAAGCUGAAGGGAGGAGACAAGAAGGGAGACGAAAACACCGGGGAGGCCGUGGAGAACCACAAAGAUGAUGCCAAGGAAGAGCCGGGAAAGACAGAAAACGAAGCCUCCAAGACGGAGGAACCCACCGCUGAUGGGCCUCUGUCUGAAGAUGAUAAGAAAAAGGCUGAAAGUUCUGCAGCAGAAGAUAAGAAGGAAGCCGCCUCAGAAGAGGAAGCCAAAAACACAGAAAAGUCUCAAAAUACCCCUUCAGAAGAGAAACAUGCCUCGGGGGAGACAGAAAGUACCACAAAAGGUACCACCGAGAACUCCUCAGGCAAUGAUUCCAACCAAGUUAAGGAUGAGUCCAAACAAGCUGAUGUGCCUGCUAGCAACCAGGAAACUGCCCCGGCGAAAGACCAAGAGACAGCAGACAGCAGCCAAGGGGAAGAGAAGAAAGGCGGUCCUGCCGCCUCCACGUAAGGAACAUUAGCCAAAUCCACCCAAGAUGCAUCAAAACCCUUAAUUCACUCCCUCGUCAUCUCCCAUCUUGACUACUGCAACCUUCUUCUCACUGAAGUGUCUUAAUCUCAUUGUACGAAAAAAAUGUCACCACCACGGUCAUCUUCCUCACCCAUCGGUCCUCGUCAGCUUCUUGUUUGAUCAAAACCGAAACUGAAUAUUUAGACUAUUACAAAUUUGCCCCCCCCUUUCAAUUUUGGCCUUAUAAGUAAUUACCCCUCUAUGUGACCGUCGUUUCCCCCAUUGACUCUCCUAUUGUUCCUCAAGACUUUUCCAGCGCUACCAAAAACCAAUGGAACCCAACACAAUCAGAGCUCCAGACAUUCUUCCUUUCCCUUAUAUUUUCCGAUUCUCCAUCGAAAUUUCCUUCAAGAGAAGUCCCAGCUCAAAGAGCCAUCCGGUAUCCUCCACCUUAUCUGUGGGAAUUCUUUUCAGGCUCCCUCUCUAUUCUCCACCGCUCCUGACAUCCAACUGUAUUGGUUUAUCUCUGUCAUAUCAAGUAUUGUGAUAUUCUUUGUCAUAACGUCUACAAAACACAUUGAUCUUGUAUGAAUAAAUUCCAAUUGUAAUCACCCCCCCCAAAUAUUAUUAUUAUUAUUAUUAUUUUUGAUAACCUUUUAUCUUUUAAAUGUUUAAGAUAUUUUAUGGCAUACCCUCCGUACACUACCAAUGCCUAUAGAGUACACCGUCUGUAGUGGUACCUCAGGGGCGGGUUUAAUUGUUGCCCCACCUAUCUCACCCAACCACCUUCUGUUUCGACUGAUCUUCAGCUAUUUCCCGCCUAUUAUAUGCAGUUGCUCCUCCUACAUUUUUUUUAUACUGUGCCUAGGGGUGCUUGUCCCUGAAAAUUGUGUUUGUUAACAAACUUUGUACAUUUUAGUGUCUCCUGAUUGUCUGUUGGUAGGAAGACCUCCAAGUUGUGUUACACGUUAAUUAAACCUGAUAUGCAAAAGAAGCCAAGACAAUUAUCCUCAUCCUGAAAGUAAUUAACGCAAUGUUCUUAAUAGCGGCAAUCGCCAAUCAAUCUCCAUAAUUGUGAUUAGAUUAACUAUUUUACUGCCAUGUUAAGUCAUUAUUUGAUUAAACCGAGCCAUCUCCAUGCUUGAAUUAUG